UGUAUAUAGUGACAGACCUGCCAUUCUGGGCUUCUGUAUUCUCCGUAGCAGGAACAGCCAUUAUUUACACCUCUAUAGGCGGAAUCAAGGCGGUCGUAUGGACGGGUGUAUUACAAUGUAUCAUUAUGACCCUAGGGAUGAGUGUUGUCGUCAUAAAGGGUACGAUGGAUGUAGGACACAUAGGAAGGGGGUUCCAAAUUAACUACGAACAUCUUAGACUCAAUUAUUUCAAAAUUAUGUAUUUUGCUGCUCCUGCCUUCUUCAUUAUCGCCCUUAUAGUCAAUAUUGAAGGUCUAGUGAUGUUUGCCUACUUUAAUGUCGUCGGCUGCGAUCCCACUGAAUCAGGUCAGAUAAAUAAUGCUAAUCAGUUGCUACCCCACAUGGUGGUGAGGAUAUUUCACGGUCUUCCUGGACUCUCGGGGCUGUUCCUCGCUUCUUUGUUCAGUGCCUCAUUAAGCACAAUUUCAUCUGGACUAAGUUGUCUAAGUGCUCAGACAGUACAAGACUUCAUUAAACCCCGAUAUAAUGACAUGUCCGUUGGAAAAGCCACGGCGAUUGCCAAAGUAUCAGUCUUUUUCUACGGAGGGAUGUCUGUCGCUGUCACAGCGUUGAUAGCCAAUGUUUCGGGAUGUAUGAGUCAGGGUGUCGUCAUCGGCGCGGUAAUAUCGAUGAUAUUUGUUUUCUGGAUAUCCCUCGGACAGAACUUCUUCACGUCUAAACCAAGUGAGCCUUGGCUGCCACCAAACCCAACAGAUCAAUGCUCUCUGGAUUCGACAUUCUACACAAACACAACUUUGAUGACUAAUUCAACUGUUUGCUACAACUCAUCAGCUUGGCAUCCGUCGCAUCCUAGCAACACAUCUUCACGAAUAACAACAUACCAAAAAGAAAUGGAAAUCUUCAAUACCAUCAAAGCGUAA
Messenger RNA from Mizuhopecten yessoensis (Yesso scallop), 920 nucleotides. RefSeq names its product sodium-coupled monocarboxylate transporter 2-like. NCBI's taxonomy places the organism in Eukaryota, Metazoa, Mollusca, Bivalvia, Pectinida, Pectinidae. Gene Ontology annotation, cellular component: membrane. The transcript is spliced from 8 exons. Bases 126 to 920 code for a protein of 264 amino acids. Gene Ontology annotation, molecular function: symporter activity. Gene Ontology annotation, biological process: sodium ion transport; transmembrane transport. The record is from RefSeq and is a predicted model, not a curated record.